This is a messenger RNA of Polychytrium aggregatum, 1065 nucleotides long. RefSeq lists its product as uncharacterized. Bases 232 to 906 code for a protein of 224 amino acids. NCBI's taxonomy places the organism in Eukaryota, Fungi, Chytridiomycota, Chytridiomycetes, Polychytriales. The transcript has 2 exons. The record is from RefSeq and is a predicted model, not a curated record.
GCACAGCGUCGCCAUCGGCACUGUUGGCAUCGGCACUGUUGGCAUCGGCACUGUUGGCAUCGACACUGUUGGCAUCGGCACUGUUGGCAUCAGCACCGGCAAGCCGGGUCCCUACUUGUUUGGCAUGCUUCCACAAGCCAGGGUCUACAGCCUGGCCGCACCGGCCAGCGUAUAUAACAGUUGCAUGUGCCCUGGAGAGGCAUCUAUCGACUCCAAUCCCGACGAGCCGAGAUGAAUGCGCUACUGUUCUGCGUGCUCGCUCUAGGAGCCUUGGUCGUGGUGCUUGAGGGAGCCCCGAUACCGUUGGAUGCAAGCUCGCUCGACUCGAUUGAGCUGGAGUUUUGGCAUGGCUCUUCUUCAGCUGCGAGUAUAUGGAAUCCAGUCCAGCACUCAAGCCUGGGUGACAGCCACACUGGGAAAACGACAACACCCCAGAACGUGGCACCAAAAACCGAGUAUGUUCUGUUCAAGCUGAGCCAAGUUUCAAUCCAGAGGCUCCGCCAAUACCUCAUCCACGCCGCGGAAUCCAUCUUCCUGGUCCGCAGCAGAGCCCAGUUCGAGGCAGAGUCGCAGUGGCCCCGACAACUCCAGUUCCAGAACGACGCGCAGAGCGAGGACUACAUCAAAACCGUUGCUGAGCCGCUGUUGCACGGUGCCGAGCCUCAGGACAGUCCUCAAGUCAUCGUCUCCAGCAUGAUUACGUAUCCCGAGAAUCCUUCGGAGGGCGACGAAAGAGACUGUGCAGACACCACGGAAGAUGGCGAGCGAAGCGGACCCAACGGCCAGUCACAACAGCAGAGCGUGCCCGAAGACAGCACUUUGUAUGUCGACGAUAUCGCUGAGGCUCUUCUUCUCGAGGAGCUGGAGUACGAACAGGAUUGUGACGGUCAGGAUGCGGCGCGUUGAAAUGACGGUGGGACGUCUUGUUCGGACAAAACACGCUGUCGUAUGCUCGGCCAACGACGACCAAGUGGGUCAAAUCGUCUCCCUGAGUGUCUAUCUCAUGGGUAUCCGGCAGAAAUAUCGAGUUGACUACUUCAGGCCACGUGGGGGUUGUGGUAUCGA